This is a messenger RNA of Trichoderma reesei QM6a, 1398 nucleotides long. Its product is annotated as NDT80/PhoG like DNA-binding domain-containing protein. The record is from RefSeq and is a predicted model, not a curated record. NCBI's taxonomy places the organism in Eukaryota, Fungi, Ascomycota, Sordariomycetes, Hypocreales, Hypocreaceae. Gene Ontology annotation, molecular function: DNA-binding transcription factor activity; DNA binding. Gene Ontology annotation, cellular component: nuclear chromosome. The annotation marks the transcript as partial. Gene Ontology annotation, biological process: meiotic cell cycle; positive regulation of transcription by RNA polymerase II. The transcript has a single exon.
CGCAACACUGUAUUGCCGCAUCUGGCAGCUCAAGUAAGCACCAGAGAGCAAUACUCUACCACCACUCCCUCAUUUCGAAGGGCUUCGGAGCAUCCUGUCAGGUCUCCGUCAUUUCCGGGCGUGCAUGUGCGCCGCGUGCCACUGUCGCCAGACCAUAGCCCACUCAACUCCUAUGUCGCUCCGGCCGGGAGGAUGGAAGCUGGCCAGUUCCAAAACAGACCCUCCGCAACUGCAGUGCCUCCCCUCAUGUCUGUCCAGACUUCCGGCUCUCUCCAGUAUGAAACUGGGACGCCCAUCAAGAUUGAUAUCACCGGCACAGUCGACAAGGGGUUCUUCCUAGCCGAGGGCGAGUGGACUUGCUACCGCCGCAACUACAUGACCUGCGCGUGCUCAUACUCGCUCCAACCACACUACCCGGGCACUAUCGUGCAUUUUAUUCCCCAAGGGUCUUCCCAACCCUAUCAAGUCUACGGGCUCUACAUGUCAAUAUCUGCCGUCGUGGCAGACAAUGACCAGCAGACCAUCGAGCUUGUCCAGCACACCCCCAAGAGGGACAAGGGUCCCACCUCCAAACCUGAGAAGGUUCUGCUGCUGCCCAAGAACUCGGUGCCGUCGCACCAUGUUGGCAUGUACAACGACAAUACGAGCGCAUCCGGUGCCAGGGCAGUGUACCAAGAUGGCUACGGCGGCCAAGGAGGCGGCCAACCCCCGACUGAGCAUACGUUUGAGCGCAUCCAGUUCAAGCAGGCUACUCAGAACAAUGGCAAACGGAGGGCUGCGCAGCAGUACUAUCACCUCAUGGUUGAGCUGUGGGCUGACCUGGGCUCGUCCAGCGCCGACAAGUUCGUCAAGAUUGCGUACAGAAAGUCGGAGAAGAUGAUUGUCCGUGGCCGCUCCCCUGGCCAUUAUCAGAGCGAAAAGCGACGCAGCCACAGUGGUGGUCCAGGAGGAUCCUCGGGGACUCUUGGAAGCUACGGGGCCCUGGGAAUCUCGGAUUUUUCUCACUCGGGUCUGCUUGGGGGGAGCAGCACGUACAACGGUUCCUACGAUCCGAGAGGCUCGGUGUACGGGACACCCAGGAGCCAUGACGUUCCUGCCGAAAGCAACAUGGCUUCCGAGGAUGAUAAGUCGCUUGGCCACAACAAGGGCUACUUAUACUACCCUGGAUCCAUGUACGACGGCUCACAGUCUCGGCCCCUCGAUAUGUUUGCCUCGCGCAAUGAUCAUGAGACCCCGCCGGCGCAAUCGUCAACCGACACGAAGGUGAAGAGCGAGUAUGAUAUAACGCCUCGCGUCUUCCAGCCGCCGCUGGGAGAGAGUCGUCGUCCACCGGCACCGUUUGAAGCUAGAACUACCUCGGGAGGUUACUACCCUACCAUCCUGUCCUCUCCCAGCACA